GACCCAAAAAAAAAAAAAAAACUCUUCACUCAGCGCCAGUCUCUCUCUCUUUCUCUCAAUCUCAUUCCUUGCCUUCACGCUUCACACACAAGAACCCUAAUUCCCAAAUCCAACUACCCAAAUAACCCUACUGUCGCUGCUUCUCUGCACCCUUUGGUGUUUGCUUCUUCGUACACCAGCAUUGCAUUACUAUUUGUUCAUCUUUCGUCUCUUACCUAGUCACUUGUCUUCAUUCAGGUUUUGAACUAGUUCAAGUUUCCUGACAAGUGAGAACAGUGUGAGGUUCACUUUUCAUUUCUAGAAUAAAAAGACUUCAAUUUUUGAAGAUGGCUGCAACCUUUGCUUCCAGAUGUUCUCAUGUGGGCCGUUCUCUGUUUGGUGGAAUAAGCAACAGUUCCCUUGGUUUAUUUACCACAUCACAUGAGAUGACAUGUAGCAGUUUCUUUUCUCAGCAGCAACGCACCUUCAUCCAGAUGAGGACUGUUCUCAAGGUUGUGGAUAACUCGGGGGCUAAAAAGGUGAUGUGCAUACAGGCAUUGAAAGGUAAGAAAGGGGCAAGAUUAGGUGACACGAUAGUAGCAUCGGUGAAGGAAGCACAUCCUAAUGGAAAAGUGAAGAAAGGAAAGGUUGUAUAUGGGGUUGUCGUGCGUGCAGCAAUGCAGAAGGGGCGUUGUGAUGGCAGUGAGGUCAAGUUUGAUGACAAUGCUGUGGUGCUUGUUGACAAGCAAGGCCAGCCUAUUGGGACCAGAGUUUUUGGGCCAGUGCCUCAUGAGCUGAGGCAGAAGCAGCAUGUCAAGAUUCUUACCUUAGCAGGGCAUAUUGCAUAAAUGAGACAAAGGGUUAUUCAUAAAUUUCACAUGAAUCCAAUAUCACAUCUACCAUUUUUGGAAGUUUCAAUCUUUUGGUUUGAAGUGUAAGGUUUAAUAUUCAAUCUAGCAAUUUUAUGAUGAGAAAAACAGAUGUAGAAGGCUUCUUUUUAAAUAAUGAGCAUUUUAUUUGGUUUCUAGC
Messenger RNA from Abrus precatorius (Indian licorice), 1008 nucleotides. RefSeq names its product 50S ribosomal protein HLP, mitochondrial. Gene Ontology annotation, molecular function: large ribosomal subunit rRNA binding; structural constituent of ribosome. The record is from RefSeq and is a predicted model, not a curated record. Gene Ontology annotation, cellular component: ribosome; mitochondrial large ribosomal subunit. Bases 327 to 827 code for a protein of 166 amino acids. NCBI's taxonomy places the organism in Eukaryota, Viridiplantae, Streptophyta, Magnoliopsida, Fabales, Fabaceae. Gene Ontology annotation, biological process: translation. The transcript has 5 exons.